Messenger RNA from Vicia faba (fava bean), 297 nucleotides. NCBI's taxonomy places the organism in Eukaryota, Viridiplantae, Streptophyta, Magnoliopsida, Fabales, Fabaceae. The record is from the annotation of a GenBank genome assembly.
AUGUCUGGAUUUGGAGGGCUAGGAGUUGAAGGAAUGGUUGGCAAUGAAGAAUCGGAUGGAGAAAAAGCAGCUCCUCCGGGAGAAGGAAACAGUGGCUCCAUAUCUGGUGAAAGUGUAGGAGAAAAGAGAGGAGUUUCUGGUAAUAUUAUAGUUGGUGCUGCUGAGAUUGCAGAAACAUACAUUAUUUUUGCAGAAGCCAAUGAACAAUUGCAUGUUAUUGUUAAGGCUAUGAUGAAUAUUGCUGAGAAUGACCAAAAGGAAGCCAUAAAUGAUGAUGCCUUAAAAUCAACUGCUUAA